Molecule: messenger RNA, 4662 nt
Organism: Panicum virgatum (switchgrass)
Lineage: Eukaryota; Viridiplantae; Streptophyta; Magnoliopsida; Poales; Poaceae
Exons: 6
Coding region: 487-3606 (1039 amino acids)
Source: RefSeq, a predicted model, not a curated record
AAACUUUCGAACUCCCUGCUCAAAAAAAAAAACUUUCGAACUCCGAUCCCCACUCGCUCGGCCGCUCCGCGUCCGCACCCCGCCCGGCGGCCGCCCCGCGCCUCGCCUCCGGAUGAACCCUAACCCAAGCUGACGGCCACCGCCGCAGCCAUGGAGGCGCCGAUCAUGCAGGCCUUCGAUCGCCGGGACGCGGCGGAGGCGCAGAUGCGGUAGCAGGCGGCGUCCUACUCCCAGACCGCCGCCCGCGCCCUCCUCGCUGCGGGCCACCUGCCCCCGCCGUGGCUCCUCCCGCACCCCGCCGCGUUCGCGGCCCUUGAGUGCCGGGGCGCGAGCGCGGCAGAGGCGUAGGUGCGUCAGCAGGUGGAGGCCUACUCCCAGUCCCUCGCCCGCGCUCUCGUCGGCGCCGGCCACCUGCCUCCGCCGUGGCUCCUCCCACCCGACGCCGGCGAUGGGGCCUUGGAGCUCCGGGACGGGGCGGAGGAGCAGAUGCGCCAGCAGGUGGUGUCCUACUCCCAGUCCCUCGCCUGCGCCCUCCUCGCCGCCGGCCACUGCCCCCCGGCGUGGCUCCUCCAGGCCCCCGCAGACGUCGCGACCGAUGGAAAUUCGCUGCUUCAGAAUGACGCAUUGCAUUCUGUUGAUGCUGGUUUCGAUGAAGCACCUCAUCCUGCCACCAGUACGUCACCACAAAAGGAAAAAUCACACGCUGCCGAAACUGAACCUCCUGAAGACCCAAGGUCUAUUGGUACCCAACUGCUUAAGCCUGGUUCAUUUCACUCAGUUAAACCUAAUAAUCUAGAAAGCAUUGAUAGUGUAGUUGCAACAAAUCCGGAAAAUGACCCAAUUGAAACAAGUGCUGAAAAUGAUUCAAAUUCAAUUGAUAGUGCUGAAAAUGAUUCUCUUGGAUUACCACAUUCUAUGGUUAGUCUUCUGGUUGAGAAGGAAACGCUGCACUCUGAUGAAGAUAAUUUUCUGGAAGGAAGUAACUCCAUGGCUAGUCUAUUGCUUGACAAGGAACCAAUAUUAACUGAUUCUCUUGAAAGACCACAUCUGAUGGUCAGUCCUCUGCUUGAAAAGGAUACACUGCACUGUGUGAAUAUUAAUCAUCGUGAAGAACAUUAUGCCAUGCCCAGUGUACUGCUUGAUAAGGAGAUAACGGAUGCUGCUGAAUUAGAAUCUUUUGAAGGGCCAAGUUUUAUGGUCAGCCCUUUACCUGAAAAUGAUUCAUUGCACUCAAAUAAACCCAAUUUUCUGGAAGGAUAUGCUUGUCUAUCCCAUUCACCGCCUGAAAAUGAUGCACUUGACACUGCUGAAAAUGUUCAUACUGAAGUAUCGCAGUGUACAACCAGUCUUCAGGUUGAAAAGGGUACACUGCACUCUGCUGAAUAUGUUUAUAUUGAAGUAGCACAUGAUACAGGAAGUUCCAUGUCUAGUCCGUUGACUGGAAAGGGAUCAACAUGGGCUGAUUCUCUUGAAGGAUCACAUGGCAUGGUCAUCCCACCAGUUGAAAAGGAUAUGCUGCAUUGUGCUGAAACUGAUUUUCUUCAAGGAACUUACUGUAUGCCCAGUCUACUGUUUGAUAAGGAAGCAGGACACACUUCUGAAACCAUUCCUCUUGAAGGACCUUUUUGUUUGGUCAGUUCAAAGGAUCCCUUGAACACAACUGAUCAUACUGGAAAAUUAAGAAAAAGGAGCAGUCUUUUUGAUAUAUGCAACAAUGAAAGCUCAAGAACUCUUGAACAGCAAAGCUCAAGAUGUCAUGUGCUACCUAUUCCAAUCAAUGAAUCUACUCUGCAGCCUUAUCAAUUGGCUGAUAAUACUUCUGAGGCACAGGAUGUUUGUACCUGGAAUGACAUAGAUAUAUCUGCAAGGCCAGAAGCUCCAAGUGCUGCUUCAUGUAAGAGUGCAAGAGUAUUGCACACCACAGAAAGGAACAGUAGAAUGUCAGCAGGCAAAAGCUUAACUGGUCUACAACAUCAUGACACAGAACAGAAGGUAUGCUUUUUCGGUAAUGCCAUGGAACUAAAUGCUGAUUCUUGCGCAAUAGUCAGUGAUAACCAAAACAAGUCUCCUCAACCUUCUGCCCAGCCCUUAUGCAGUUCAGGAUCUAGAAAGAAGUUUUCUUCACUCAUGUCAGAAAUGUCAGAUGUUCAAGGAACUAACUCCAUGGCUAGUCUAUUGCUUGAAAAAGAACCAACACUAAGUAAUUCACUUGAAGGGCCACAUUUCCUGGCAAGUCCACUGCUAGAGAAGGCUAAAUUGCAUUGUGUUCAAACUGAUCUUGACAAGCUUAUGCCAAAGUAUACAGAUGAUGGUGAUGCUUGUCAGAUCAGCCUUUGUUCUUCAGGAACAAUAAUUAGUCACAAUGGUUACAGUAACGGUUUGUUAGACACUAACAUGCUGGAUCGAUGUUAUGAUAGCAAGAAAUCCGGAGUUAACGGCAAAUAUAGUUUGGAUUUUGAUGGUGCAUUUAUGAUGUCCGAUGACCUUACUUAUGGUGUCCAAGAGGAUUGUGAUAUUCCUUUGAGCCUUUCAGUUGAGAAGUUUAACCUGGAAAAGCUAUCUAGAAGAACUGGAUCAAGUUCAAAUUAUUUGGGCUCUAUACCAGAAAUAGGCUGCUUUAGAAUUGAUGAAGAUAGGACCAUUCUAGGGGAAAAGGAGAAUCAAGUGAAAUUAUCAAUUCCUGUCGGUAGAAAUUAUUCAAGGCAAUGUUUGGCUGCCAAAAAGCCGCUUGGGUAUGCUACCGACAUAAAUGAAAGUAAAGGAACAAGUAGCCUAGACUUAACAGCUGGAAAAUCUUACACAAGGAAGCCUGAUCGGCAUGUGAAUAUCAGAGUUAACCAGGACAUAAAGAACCUGAAGGAGAACCGUACUUCUUCAAUUAGGAAAGCGGGGAAAGUGACUCAUCCGCUCCUUGACAGACUAAGCAAGACAGAAAUGUUGUUGAGUGAAAGGAACAGAAGCAAAACAAAUAUUGAAAAAGGAUGCAGGCCUAGGAAUAUAAUAUCUAAUGUGACAUCAUUUAUACCACUUGUAAAACAAAAGCAACGAUCUCUGACAUCAUGCAUCAAAAGAGAUGUUAGAGUGAGGGCACUUGAGGUGGCUGAAGCUGCAAAGCGUCGAGAAGAGAAGAAACAAACUGAGCGUGAAAAGCGCAAAGCAGCUGUGGAAUUAGAGCGUGAAAGAUUAAAACAAGAGAAAGAGCACAGACAGAAACAAGUGGAGCAGCAGAAGAAAACGUGUGCAGACAUUAUUACUAGAAAGAGGCAGAGGGAAAAUGAUGGAAAGAGGGGAAAUGAAAGAAAAAAGAAAUGCAUUGAAGGGGCACCAAAACAUCAAAAACAGCUGGUGGAAAAAAUGCACUCCCCAAAUGCCAUGAAUGAUGCUUGUCCAAACAAUACUGAUGCCAAGGAUCUGGUAGAGAAUUUAGUGAGAGGGUUGAAGAAUCAAUUAUUACCAGAUGAAAGGAUAGAAUCUGUUCAUAGCCUUCUGGCAUCUCAAAGCAGCAGCCUAAACGGUGUGUCUGCAGAUUGGAAAUAUGAAGGUUCUGGGUUUCAGGUUCAGGAAGGCCUGUCAGAUGAUGUGGAUAUGGUAUACUCUUUCUAUUAAUGUAUAAAUAAAUUUAAACAAUCAUUAGGAUUGACGCCUUGAUGGCACCUUUUCUUUUCCCCCAAGGGCUAGAAACUUCCACAUUAAAUCUUGGAAUAGGGAAGGAAAACUAAGAGAUUUGAAGUGGCUGAAAGAGUACAGAGUUGGAUCCUCAGUCUCAAUACAAAGCAGCCUGGUUUCCAUGUUCUGAUAUCUGACAUUUAUGCUGCUGCUGGCAAAUGGACUGAUUCUCUAGAGGCAAGGGGUUUUCUGCAGAGGCAUAAUAUUAGGAAGUUGCCCGCAUCAUCCAGCUCAAGGCAAUAGGUUCAUAGAUAGAUAGAUUGGAUUACAUUCUUUACCAGCAAAUGUAAGGCGUACGAGUAUAACCCUAAUAAUCCAUUUUUGUGGACAUAAACUUAGUGAAAGGCAGAAAUAUAAUUAUAGAACUAACUUUUAGUUGUCCUCGACGAUGUAUGCUUCACUUUAGUGUAAGGUCACUACUGCAUGUGAAUCGAGAUAUCUCAAAAGCCCAGGUUGUUAUGCUUGAUGGAAUAUGACGGACUUUAAUCAUCAGCACUUACUCAGGUGAUCUUCUCCAAGUGAUCUCUCAAGAUAUGCAUUACAGUUAAAUCUUGUGGUAACCUCGCCAAAUUUUAGGUGAUGGACAACUUGUUUUGAUUUAUUCUUUCUUAUCAGGAGGUGCGUUCUUGGUGUAAAUACAUAACUUCCUCAGGAUGCUGCUCUAGAGGAGCAAAUACUCAGCAGGUUGUGUGUUUCUUAAAAUGGUGCGUUGAAAAGAUCGACAAAUACUCGAAGGGUGCUUACUUAUUUUAUAAAAUGGACCAGACGUGAACAUACAUAUAAUUUGACAAGUGUUCAUAACUUUCCUUGGUCAAAAUAUAGAGGGAGAUCGACAAAUACUCGAAGGGUUGCCUUCAGUUUUUUGGCCAUCAAGCACAUUUUGAUAAAUAAAAUUACGUUAUCAGAAAAUAGUUCUGCUAAAGCAUCAUGUAUGUAUGCGUAUAAAUUGUAUUAACAUAGUUAAGUUUUGCUGCGUCUGUAGCUUGAUAUGGUCAA